Ruditapes philippinarum (Manila clam) is the source of this 2251-nucleotide messenger RNA. RefSeq lists its product as uncharacterized. The coding region runs from base 71 to 1270 and encodes 399 amino acids. Lineage: Eukaryota; Metazoa; Mollusca; Bivalvia; Venerida; Veneridae. The transcript is spliced from 6 exons. Gene Ontology annotation, molecular function: protein dimerization activity. The record is from RefSeq and is a predicted model, not a curated record.
CACAGCAAGCACUGUUAUUAAACGAUUAAUUUUGUCUUACCGUAGUCGUCUGUUAAAACAGUUGCUCAAAAUGUCUGAUUAUAUUUCACAUAUUGAUAAGUGUGUAAAGUUCUGCAACAGGAUCUAUGAACAACAUUCUUUUAAUCCACGUGAAGGUUUUUCUAAUACCUCAGAUGUAAAUCGGUUUAAAGCAAAUAUAGAAGUCGGAAGAGAUGUUUAUAGUCAACAUUUCGGUCAGAGAAGAUGCAAUCAGGAUAGCGAUUAUCUUGAACAGGACUACAUUCAAACGAACAGAAAUAAUAUUAUUGAAAGCAUGGAUGUUUCCGACUUUAGACAACUCGAGCGACUGUCUGCAAAUCUGAUACAGUUGCUUAAUAAGGCUAGACAGAAUUCUGCAAAGGUAAAAUCAAAAUGUGAUAAUACAAGCAGACAAGUUUACAAUCCCGGACGUGCACCGAACAGACAGCGAUGCUGUUCAAAUUGUUUUGCGGCAAAUGAAGAUGUUUUGGUCAAGAUGGGGAAAGAACAACAGCAGAAUAUUCAGACACAUAAUGCCGAAUCGAUAAUAGGACAGAUUAACUGUUUGCCAGAGAGAGUGACAUGUACACCAAAAAACAAUGUUUCUCUGGGCGGAACAUUAAUUUCUGACAACACCCCUGGUAUGACGGGUUUGACAGGGAUAGGGUUUUACGAUACGUCUAAAUCAAUAAGUUCUCUUGAUGAAAGUGAAAAAGAUCGAAAAAGGAAAAAUAAACACAGCAAAAUGGAACGGAAGAAGCGAUCAAUUGUUACCAACAGAAUAGCAGAGAUUGGAGGCUCGGUCCCAGUAAAAGCUACAAGGCCGUCUUGCACGCAGAAACGACCAAUUCUAAAUGAAACGGCUGAAUAUACCAAAUCUUUCCAAACGGGCCAGGACCAAGUACAAAUAUUACAAGAUAAGGUCGAUGAAACUGGUCGUGAACUCAGAAAUUUAAUACAAAGGAUAGAGCGAUUAGAGACUAGAGUUUCAACACGCUUUUCAAACCAAAGAAUGUGUGACCGUCAGCUCCGCGAAGCUAAUAACCUACAUAGCAGUUCCCUACCACCAAAUGAACCCGACAGGAACGUUCAACAUUAUCAUUCAAAUACGAUAUUAACUGUUCCUCAAAUACUGCCAUUGCAUGACACUUAUGAUGCCAUAUCAGCACCAUUUUCUGUUGAUUCUGUUACAUCUGUACCAAGUUCCAGUAGCUCAGGAAUGGACAUAAGCGAUAUGAAUUGUUAUCUUUGACUCAACAAUGUUCAUAUGUAAUUUUGAUAAAUGUCUCGUAGAAUGAACAGAAUAAAAUAUUUCGUCUUAUUCUCUUUGACCUGAAGUCAAGAUUUUCAUCCAGACAACAUAUUUACCGGUAUUUUUGUAUACGAAUGUUAAUUAUUCAACAACUUUAAUCACUAUUUCUCAUUCUACGAUGUGUUUCCAAUUUGAGAGCUUGUAUUUUGUUAGUUUAUCCGUGUCGAGUUCUCUAUUUGAUUCUUUUUCUAGUAUUCUGUCAUUAACAUUAUUUAUGUUAUUUUGAUUCCUUUUUUUGCUUGCACCAAUGACCGUCAAGAAAUCAACUAUGUUGUAUUUGGUAAUAAAAGUUCUUCAUAUGUUGUGUUUAGCAUGUUUGUACACGUUAUGUUUUGUUCAUAUAUAUUCUCCUUCUUAUAGUUUUAUAGCCUUGUGCCCUGUCCUGUUUUUGUUUGGGGUCUUCCUGGGCUCCUUGUCACAGGCUCUUGUUACUGGGUCGGGUGGGGGUUGCGUUCAUUGAACGCCGCCUUUCCUUGUUGAUCUUGUUUAUCAUAUUCUUCACGUUUCAUUGUUCUGUUAUAGUGUUAUUACAUCUGUAAACGUGUGCCUGGUUUGUUUUUCGGUUAUCCGGUCAUUACCAGUAUCACGUUUCUGUUUGUACUUUUUAAAUCAAAGCUUUGAAAAUAUUUAUUUUAAAGAUUACCAUACUUAUGUUUUUACAUAUGACUUCAUAACGACGUGUAUUAUUGUCAAUACAUAAUUCCGUCGCCUCCGUGUGUUGAUCUUCAAUAUAAAAAAGAAAUAAUUCUAUUUUAUAGGAAAUCUGAUAAAUGAAUACCAUCUUGUAUGUACAUGUACGUUUUUAUUACAGCUUUUUCAAUGUUUCACAGAUAUUCAUACAUAUUUAUUCACGUUUUAGCUUUACAUAUCUUUAUUUGAACAAUUGGAACCAAAACAAAAGUGCAAAUCAGAAUUUAUUAA